Mercenaria mercenaria is the source of this 3474-nucleotide messenger RNA. RefSeq lists its product as uncharacterized. Bases 274 to 3474 code for a protein of 1066 amino acids. The transcript is spliced from 20 exons. The record is from RefSeq and is a predicted model, not a curated record. Lineage: Eukaryota; Metazoa; Mollusca; Bivalvia; Venerida; Veneridae.
UUCUGUUGUAGAUACUUCCGGUAUGGAGUUUACAAAAUGACUAAUGUUAAUAAAAAGCGUUACGAGACACGUAGCUGUGAAUACUUAACUUUUAAAAGUUGACAGACGUCACUUUAAAUGGAAAUUGAGUUUUACUUCUCUUGGUUCUUAUGAUUUUUCUCAUUUGUUAUUAAUAUACUCAUGUUUUAAAUGGUAGCUGUUUGGUGGAAUAUCCUUCUUUGGACCACAGGAGAAGCUUGAAGAAAUGUCAUUCUGGUAAAUGCAAAAGACGAAAUGGAAGCCUCAAAGUUAAUUUUGUUCGUUUUGAUAAGACUGACAUAUAUCAAUGCAGAUGUUGUAAACGUGGCAAUAGGUAAAACAACCACACAAUCUGGCGAACUAUGGCCAUCCAGAAAUGCAGUUGAUGGAAUAAAGUACUGUCCAGUAGUAAAUGGAACGUAUUAUACUUUAACAGACGACAGUCAUUUACCAUCAUGGCAAGUGGAUCUGGGAGAUUUGUUUAGGAUUGAGCAAAUCAAUAUAUUUGGAAGACAUGACAGCAUUAUAAAUCAACUGCAAGGGUUUCGACUUUACCUUUCCCAUGACAACUUCAGUGAGCAGUCAAGGCUAGUAUACACAAACAUAGAUUCCAAUAACGGUUUUAUCACAGUCACAUCAGUUCCGACGGGACUUUAUCGAUAUGUAAAACUCGAUUUACCGGGCACAUAUAGGUCCUAUGCACAUCACCAACGCAUAGAAAAACAGGAAGGACCAGUCGUGCUAUGCGAGGUUGAGGUUUUAGUAAAUGCAAAGAAUGUUGCUGUCGGAAAAAAUGUCACAAUGUCUUCAUAUAUUUCGAGUUGGGAUCCAUAUAAGGCAGUUGAUAACAUUACUGAUCAAGAGGCGAGCACAUGUGAUUGCUGUAGUCAUUCUUCCGACAGUAAACAACCAUGGUUAACUGUGAAUUUGGGGAAGCAGUACACUAUUAUUCAGAUAAAGGCAAUUGGGAGAUAUGAUGAAGACCACAGGGAAAAUCGCCAGUUAUAUGGAUUAAAGAUCGUCACAAACGGUUCAGAUAAUCUUUGGUCUGACGACAAUGCCUCUACAAACCUAUUCCGAAAUACCAUUACUUUUAAUCCAACGAAUUUAUCAAGUCAAUUUGUGACGUUACGACGCCCUGGGCCGCCAGAUGGUGAAUGGUUUUUAGUUGUAUGCGAGUUACAAAUAUUUGUCAGGGAAUGCGACAGCGGCACAUAUGGGAUCAGGUGUGAACACAAGUGUGGUUACUGCAAAAGGUUACCAUGUGAUGCCGAAUCAGGGUUCGGUUCAGAUGGAGAAUGUCUGGCAGGAUGGUCUGGGAAGACGUGUAAAACAUGUGCGGCUACAACCUUUGGGGAAGAAUGUUCAAGUGUUUGCCAUUGCAAAAAUGAUGCGGCUUGUAGCGACGUUGAUGGUAGGUGUCCGGAAGGUGGAUGUGCUCCAGGUUGGCAGGGAUCAGCUUGUGAUACAAAAUGUGCAAAUAACACGUUUGGUCCAGAUUGUGCUCAUCAGUGUCAUUGUGCAAAUAACUCACCAUGUGACAGUUUUAAUGGCCACUGCUCAGCAGGAUGUGACAUUGGGUGGACUGACACCGGCUGUAAUGUAGAGGAAAAUAUCAUGCAUCUUUUAAACAUUUCCGUAAAGACGACCAUGUCAUCUAUUGCUUCAAACAGGACAUCCGAUCUUGCUAUUGAUGGAAAUAUUGGACCGGACCCAGACCAAUGUCAGUGUUGUAGUGAAACAGAAAACGCACAAUUGUCUUGGUGGAUAGUGGAUUUUGGACAAACAAUUCCUGUUAGAAGUGUAAUCAUUUACAGCAGAAAUAACGAAAAUUCGUUUCAUCACCUGGAUGGUUUUCAACUGAGUUUAUCGAACAAUAUACUAUACAACUCAACUUUAUUUAGACUCAGCAAUACCGUUAUGUCCGGGAAAAUGUACAGGAUUUUACUUCCGAAUGUUUUAACAAGACAAAUAAAAAUCCAACGACCUGGUGUUCUGGCAUUUUGUGAAGUAAAAGUUUAUAAAGGAGUGUGUGAGGUAGGAGCAUUCGGGUAUGAAUGUUCAAAGAAAUGUCACUGUGCAGACAACCAACCAUGUGCUCAAGUUACAGGCCUUUGCCAGAAUAAUGCCUGCAAAACAGGAUGGAGGGGAUCAGCAUGCGACGAAAAAUGCCUUCCUGACACAUUUGGCGAUGAAUGCAGAGAGAAAUGUUACUGCGAGGUGGGAACAUGUACAAGUAAUUAUGGCAUAUGUACUGGAAAAUGUCGACGUGGAUAUUAUGGCCCUCACUGUAAUCUAGAAAACGCAGUUGAUUUAGCAGUUGGGUUUGAAAUACAAAAUCAAACAGAUGAUCACUUCAAUUGCAAGAAAGACUACAACAUUGCGGUCGUUGUUGUUGGCGCUGUUGGUGGUUCUGCAGCAGUUAUUUUUGUAGCGGUUGGUGUCAUCAUAUUCAGGUUCCGAAAGAGAAAGAGUAGAACGAGCAAAAAUGAAAACGCCACUGCAAGCUUCUAUGUUACACCGACCCAUUCGCCAAACUAUGACACUUUAGACAUACAGAAUGAUAAUCAAGGAUCAAGUAACAAUGAAUAUGAAAAUGAAGAAGUCGCCAGCGUUAUAUCUCAGCACCAUAUGAAUGCGAGUAUUCAAGUAUGGUAUUUAUUUAAUUUCAGUUCAAGUUAUAUUUUCCUCUUUCCUAAAAUUGUUAAAUUGGUUUUGUUUUCUUUGUCUAAAGAAAUGAUGGGAACACUUACACAACCAUAUUUGUGCAUAGUUUUGACAUACGGAUUGGAGAUUUAUUCUCAAAGACUAGAUAACCUAGCGUUGUAUAAGCCAACUGCACAAUUAGGAAUAUUCCACUAUCCACCAAAUAAUCCGCAUGCACUCUGGUUGUCAAGCAAUGCAGUUGAUGGACUGAAAGUAUGUCCUGUAGAUGCAGAUUACAAACAUUACAGUGCAACAGAAGUGAGAGCAGAGCCUUGGUGGCAGGUCGACUUAGGAGAUGUUUAUUUGAUAGCGAAUAUUACUGUAUAUGGAAGACCUAGUCAACCGCCUGUUCAACUGCAUGGAUUUAACGUGCAUCUGUCGCUGGAUAACCAGGUUUCAAGUGCAAACAUCAUCUACAAUAAUAAAGUCCCAUACGGCAAUGGAAUUUUCACAGACAUAAUAGCAAGUGGAAAAGUUUACCAUGCUAGAUAUGUUACUAUAGUUCUACCUGUAACUUCUGUACGUAUUUACGACAGCCCACUUGUACUAUGUGAGGUAGAAGUUUAUGGAGUGGAAAAACAAAGAAAAUGUGACAUUGGAAGGUUUGGAUAUGGAUGUUUGCAUCAUUGUCACUGCUCAGACAAGAAAGCAUGUAAUUCAGUAAGCGGAAGAUGUAAGACGCCUGGCUGCUUACCCGGAUGGCAGGGAUAUGCCUGUGAUAAAGGUAUGCUCAGGCUUCUUAUGUCUUAA